Corvus hawaiiensis (hawaiian crow) is the source of this 1619-nucleotide messenger RNA. RefSeq names its product leucine zipper protein 2 (gene LUZP2). The transcript has 12 exons. Bases 271 to 1329 code for a protein of 352 amino acids. The record is from RefSeq and is a predicted model, not a curated record. NCBI's taxonomy places the organism in Eukaryota, Metazoa, Chordata, Aves, Passeriformes, Corvidae.
CCUGGCCCAGCUGGCGGGGCGCGCUGGAGCAGCCGGCGGGCGGGCUCUGGGCGCACGGCACCAGCUCGCUCUGCCUCGUGAUAUCAUUCCCGGAGCUCAAAUCCGACUCGGCGUUCCCUUCCUCACACCGUCUGUCUGUCUACGCUGAGGUAGACACUUCCGCAGCGGGCGGGAAGCUCCCUUGGCGAGGCGAGGCGCCGUUGGAGGAGACGGGGACAGAGUCAGUGUGAAGACCAGUGUGAGGAACGGAACAAACGGAGGAGGGCCGGUAUGAAAUUCAUCACUGCUUAUUACGUGCUGCCUCUCUUUUCUGCCCUCGUCUUUGGCACUAGACAGGGCUAUGAAGAACUGGAAAGACAACUUAAAGAAGUCUUUAAGGAAAGGAGCAACAUACUUCAUCAACUGUUAAAGACUUCUAAAGAACUUCAGGGGAUUAAAGUAAACCUCCAGUCUUUAAAAAAUGAUGAAGCAUCAACAAAAAAUGAUGUGCAAAAACUUCUGGAACUGGACCAAAACCAAAGGGAAGAAAUGAAAUCUCUCCAGGAAACCUUUCAAAAGCAGCUUAAUGAGGCAGCUGAGAAGGCAGAGAAGCAGCAGGCUACCAUUAACUUUUUGAAGACUGAAAUGGAAAGGAAGAGCAAAAUGAUCCGAGACCUCCAAAAUGAGAACAAAAGCCUCAAAAACAAGCUCUUGUCAGGAAACAAGCUUUGUGGUAUUCACGCAGAAGAGUCAAAAAAGAUCCAAGCCCAGCUGAAAGAGCUUCGUUAUGGGAAAAAAGAUUUGGUUUUUAAGGCACAACAGCUAACAGAUCUGGAGCAAAAACUAGCAGUUGCAAAAGAUGAAUUGGAAAAAGCAGCCCUUGACAAAGAGUCACAGCUGAAAGCUUUGAAGGAAACUGUGCAGCUUUGCCUGUCUUCCGUUCUGCGCAAUCAGCCUCCCACUAUGGACCUAAUCCCUUCAAAACCAGCUGAGAAGCUAACUUCCUCAAAUACAAAGGACUCCAACGUUCCAUUUCAAGUGACAAGCACCAAGGUCUGGCAAAAUGUCUCAGCAGAGAAAGAGAAUUUUCAUGUGGCUUUGAAAAAGGAAGAAAAUCAAAGCACCCAGGAGUGUGAUUCUCAAGAUGUUGCCAAGACAUGUUUGGGGAAUCAUAUUGAUUCAACAUCUCGUUUGAAGGCAGCAGAAACAGAUACAAGCUUUCAGAUGCUGUUUUCACCUCUACAGAAGUUGCAGAGCCCUCCGUGGACUAAACCUGAAGAUAAAAAAUCACCUGAAAAGAAUAAGAAAAAAUACGAAGAAUCAGUUAGUACACAAGAAAAAAGACUCUAAAUGCUACUAAUCUACAUUGAAAAAUGUCAAUCACUUGCUUCCAUCCUCAUAUUCUGUUAGCAAAAAGGCAUGAAAUGUUCCAGGUUUCUAAAGCAUGUAUUUUUCACUAUUUUAUGAAUGUUUGUAAAUUAGUCUAGAAUACACCAAUUAGUACCUUUCAGCAAUAAUCCAAAAUGGAUGUUUGAAGAAAUGCUUUGUAAUGCAGUCCAGUUUUUGAAUUCUUGUUCUAUCUUAUCAGUAAUUGUAUACUCUAAAUUACCUUCUUCGUAAACAAGAGUCAUUCUCAAGUA